Messenger RNA from Podarcis raffonei (Aeolian wall lizard), 1234 nucleotides. RefSeq names its product aspartate dehydrogenase domain containing (gene ASPDH). Gene Ontology annotation, biological process: NAD+ biosynthetic process. The transcript has 8 exons. NCBI's taxonomy places the organism in Eukaryota, Metazoa, Chordata, Lepidosauria, Squamata, Lacertidae. The record is from RefSeq and is a predicted model, not a curated record. Bases 208 to 1059 code for a protein of 283 amino acids. Gene Ontology annotation, molecular function: NADP binding; L-aspartate dehydrogenase [NAD(P)+] activity.
GCAGGUAACGACAAAAGCACAGGGCAGGGCAGCCAUCUCUCUCUCUAUGACUACUUUCCUCGAAGAAGCAACAUCUGCUUGGCCAAAGAUGCUCUCUUGGCCUCCAGCCAUGAGAGAACAAAGGGACUGUCUCUUUAUGGGAUAGUUUCCAGGUGUAUGUUACUUUUCUAAGCUAAGUCUGCCUUCUGGGAUCCGAUUGUAAACAGAAUGACAGGCAGAAUGUCUGGGGACCAAAGGAGAAGACGGGUUGGAAUUGUGGGCUAUGGGCAUCUAGGCCAGUACCUGGUAAAACGGCUACAAGAUGACAGACUCCGACAUGGGCUGGAGCUGGCCUUUGUUUGGAACCGGGACGCCAGGAAGCUGGUGGGGACAGUGCCAGAGGAGCUGCAGCUGGGGAACCUGACGGACUUCUUGGAGUGGCGGGCUGACGUCAUCAUUGAAGUGGCCCAUCCCUGCAUUGUCCAAGAUCACGGGGAGUCCUUUCUGAAAGCUGCAGAUUUCAUGGUAGGAUCCCCAACGGCCUUGGCAGAUUUGGACACCGAGCUUAAAUUACGCAAAGCUUCAAGAGAGGCCGGGCACACCCUCUAUAUCCCCAGUGGGGCUCUAUGGGGUGGACAAGACAUCCAGAGGUUGGAUGACAGAGGGUUACUUCAGGCACUGACUGUUACAAUGGUGAAACACCCCAGCAGCUUCCGACUGAGUGGGCACCUGGGGGAGCUUGCGAAAGGUGCCCAGCAGGAACGCGUGGUCCUCUAUGAGGGCCCUGUGCGGAGAUUGUGUCCCUUGGCUCCCAACAACGUCAACACCAUGGCAGCAGCCUGCAUAGCCGCACCCAGCCUGGGCUUUGACGGCGUGAAAGGCUGUCUUAUAGCUGACCCCAACCUCCCUGAUUACCACGUGGUGGAGAUUGAGGCCACUGGACAAGGCGGCUUCUCCAUCAGCACAAAGCGCAAGAACCCAGCUGCCCGUGGGGCUGUCACAGGGGCAGCCACUUUUGCCGCUUUCUGGAGCAGCCUGUUAGUGUGCCAGGGCCACGGAGGCCGAGUCUAUCUCUGCUGAGCUUUAUUGCAUCUGUUCUCUAGAGGAUUCACAGACGAGCUCCGUGGGUGCCAGAGGUUCGGUUGCAGGGAGCUGAGAAGGCCAGGAAAGAAAAGAGAAAUACCAGCUUCAAACCCCGCUGCAUGCCUUUAAUCCAUCAAAUCUAUAAACAUCCAUCUGUCUCUGCCUUCUUCCA